Messenger RNA from Cryptococcus wingfieldii CBS 7118, 369 nucleotides. RefSeq lists its product as hypothetical. The coding region runs from base 1 to 369 and encodes 122 amino acids. Gene Ontology annotation, cellular component: mitochondrion. Lineage: Eukaryota; Fungi; Basidiomycota; Tremellomycetes; Tremellales; Cryptococcaceae. The transcript has 2 exons. Gene Ontology annotation, biological process: mitochondrial respiratory chain complex II assembly. The record is from RefSeq and is a predicted model, not a curated record.
AUGUUCUCCCGCCUCUUCAGCACCGCCCGGGCUCUCCCUCGUACCACACCGCGUGCACGCACCCUCUAUAGCUCAUCAUCCUCACUCGCCCCUCGCUCCUUCACCCGUCCAGGCCCUCCUCCCUUGCCCGCCGCCGACCAAGCCGAAUUCGAGGCUCUCCUGAAAGCCAACCAAACCGUCGGUACCAUCCCCAAAGUCAACCAAGUCGACGCCGAGGAGGAGCUGCAUAAAGACGUGAGAAAGGGGCCAAAGCCUGAAUUUGAGGGCGAAGUAAACCCGAGAACAGGGGAGAGGGGUGGACCAAAGCAGGAUCCGUUCGUGGCUGGAGACUCGGACUGGCAGUUUGGCGGAAGGGUUACAGACUUCUGA